Molecule: messenger RNA, 636 nt
Organism: Dovyalis caffra
Lineage: Eukaryota; Viridiplantae; Streptophyta; Magnoliopsida; Malpighiales; Salicaceae
Source: the annotation of a GenBank genome assembly
AUGAUUGUAGAUGAGAAAUUCUGUUUCAAAGAGGCAACAAACCUUACAGUCCACAAAACCUCUGUGUUCUUCCCGGGAGAUGGUUUCAUCGUCUAUCAUCCUAACAGGGAAAUCAUCUUUCGAUUUGAUUCUUAUGGCCCUGAUUCUGAGCCAAAAGAUGAGCUUGUUCUCAUGGAUGCAACUGGCAAGGGCCUCCUCACCCUUCAUCGAAAGAAGCCAGGUCUUCGUCAACGGUGGGAAGGCUUCUUGGGGGAGAGGAAAGAAGAUCAUCAAGACCCAGUUUUUAGUGUAUACAGAUCUAGUAUCAUCGGACCGUCCAACUUGGUAGUAGAGGUUUUUGGUGAUCCAGGUGAGGAGUACCAUAUCAGGGGUUCUUAUUCCCAGAGAUGCUGUACGAUUUGUAACACUUCCUUGGAGAAUUCAUCAAAAGAACCGGCGGCUGUGAUCAAAAGAAAAGUGGACCCCUCGACACAUGUGAUGCUCGGUAAGGAUGUCUUUUGGCUUUGUCUAAGGCCAGGGUUUGAUGGUGCUUUUGCUAUGGGAUUGGUCCUGGUUCUUGAUCAAAUUUUUGGAGACAGUGCCGACGUUCAUGAUGUGCGGGAGGUAGACCCUACCUCAGAGGAUUCUUCCUCUUAG